Messenger RNA from Rhododendron vialii, 5684 nucleotides. RefSeq names its product glutamate synthase 1 [NADH], chloroplastic-like. Lineage: Eukaryota; Viridiplantae; Streptophyta; Magnoliopsida; Ericales; Ericaceae. The coding region runs from base 192 to 5291 and encodes 1699 amino acids. Gene Ontology annotation, molecular function: glutamate synthase activity. The transcript has 16 exons. The record is from RefSeq and is a predicted model, not a curated record.
AGUUCGAGGUUUCGAACCAACAGAAAACACCAAAAACCAGAUUUAAAAACAUGGGAAAUUGGAAACUAUCCCGCUCUGUUUCCUCUUUUUCAACGGACCCUGAAAAGAUACGGUUUUGCUCGAUUCGAUUCGUUUGUCUGCAGGAAUUCAUUAAAUACCCGUUGUUUCGUGUUUUCGAGAUGUGACCAACAAUGUCUUUAGCUUCGAGUUCUCCUCUUCAGGCUCGAACAAACUCGGCUCUGUUCCCAUCAGUUACAAAGCCUUUUGUCAAUAGCCAGCUGCGGUUGAGCCGGAUUGGUGCGGCCAUAAGGCUUAAUGGCUGGGAGAAGAGAUUCUGCGGAGGAGCGCGGUUGCCAUCGCUUGGGGGCGAAAGGAGAGUACUGCAUCUGUGGCAGUCGGAGGGGCCCUGCCGUGGUCCGAAGCCCAGAGUGGUGGUGCGAUCGGCACUGUCUCUGGUUCCUGAGAAGCCCCUGGGUCUAUAUGAUCCGUCGUUCGAUAAGGACUCGUGUGGGGUCGGAUUCGUGGCUGAAUUAUCCGGCCAAAUGAGCCGAAAAACGGUGACGGAUGGGUUGGAGAUGAUGGUGCGUAUGUCCCACAGGGGAGCUUGUGGGUGCGAGGUUAAUACUGGUGAUGGAGCUGGUAUUCUCGUUGGUCUUCCUCAUGAGUUCUAUAACGAGGUCGCUAAGGAUGCGGGGUUUGAGCUACCACCGCCAGGGGAAUACGCUGUGGGCAUGUUCUUCUUGCCUACCUGUGAAGAUCGAAGGGAGCAAAGCAAAAUCGAGUUUACAAAGGUUGCAAAAUCACACGGGCACACGGUUCUUGGUUGGCGCUCUGUGCCGACAGAUAACUCAGGAUUGGGUAAGUCUGCAAAAGAGACUGAACCUGUUAUUGAGCAAGUGUUUCUUACGCCCACUACUAGGUCAAAAGCCGAUUUUGAGCAACAGUUAUGGAUAUUGAGGAAGCUUUCGAUGGCAGCAAUUAAAGCUGCAUUAAACCUUCGACAAGGUGGAGUAAGGGACUUCUAUAUAAGCUCUCUUUCCUCAAGGACUGUUGUCUAUAAAGGUCAACUGAAGCCCGAUCAGUUGAAGGAAUAUUACUAUGCAGAUCUUGGAGAUGAAAGGUUUACGAGCUACAUGGCCAUGAUACACUCAAGAUUCUCAACUAACACAUUUCCUAGCUGGGAUCGCGCUCAACCUAUGCGUCUAUUAGGUCAUAAUGGGGAAAUCAACACACUUCGUGGCAACGUAAACUGGAUGAAGGCACGUGAAGGCCUUCUGAAAUGCAAGGAGCUUGGCUUGUCAAAUGAUGAGAUGAAACAGCUUCUACCCAUUGUAGACGCCAGCUCAUCUGACUCAGGGGUUUUUGACAAUGUUCUUGAGCUUUUGGUUCGAGCUGGUAGAAGUCUCCCUCAAGCGAUGAUGAUGAUGAUACCUGAAGCCUGGCAAGAAGAUAAGAAUAUGGAUCCUGAUCGGAGAGCAUUGUAUGAGUACUUUUCAGCCCUCAUGGAACCAUGGGAUGGGCCUGCUUUGAUGUCAUUUUCUGACGGCCGUUAUCUUGGAGCUAUACUGGAUCGAAAUGGAUUGCGUCCAGGUCGAUUUUAUAUCACAUACAGUGGACGAGUUAUAAUGGCAAGUGAAGUUGGAGUAAUUGAAAUUCCAGCUGAAGAUGUACGUGUGAAAGGAAGACUUAGCCCUGGUAUGAUGCUUCUGGUGGAUUUUGAUAAGCAUGUUGUUGUUGAUGAUGGAGCAUUGAAGCAACAGUAUGCGCUUGCAAAACCUUACGGAGAGUGGAUUAAAAGGCAAAAGAUAGUGCUGAGUGACAUAGUAGAAUCUGUUAGCGAAUCUGAGAGGGUUCCUCCGGCUAUAGCAGGAGUUGUGCCUGCAUCGAAUGAUGAUGACAACAUGGAAAAUAUAGGCAUUCAGGGUUUAUUGGGUCCAUUAAAGGCUUUUGGUUACACUCUUGAAUCCUUGGAGAUGUUGCUACUACCAAUGGUAAAGGAUGGUGUUGAGGCCCUGGGUUCCAUGGGAAACGAUACACCUUUGGCUGUGAUGUCCAACCGGGAGAAACUCACCUUCGAAUACUUCAAGCAGAUGUUUGCUCAAGUUACAAACCCUCCUAUUGAUCCCAUCAAGGAAAAGAUAGUCACCUCCAGGGAGUGCAUGAUUGGUCCAGAAGGUGAUCUCACUGAGACUUGUGAAGAACAAUGCCACCGCCUCUCGCUAAAAGGUCCUUUUUUAUCCAUUAAACAAAUGGAAGCAAUAAAAAAGAUGGAUUACAGAGGAUGGCGUAGCAAAGUUAUUGACAUAACAUACUCUAAGAAGCGUGGUAGGAAAGGUUUGGAGAAGACCUUGGAUAGGAUCUGUUUAGAAGCUCAUGAUGCAAUUAAGGAGGGCUACAAAAUAGUGGUGCUUUCCGACAGAGCCUUUUCAUCCAAUCGUGUUGCUGUAAGCUCCCUUCUGGCUGUGGCUGCUGUCCAUCAUCAUCUAGUCAAAAAGCUUGAACGAACUCAAAUUGGCUUAGUUGUCGAGUCUGCUGAGCCCCGUGAAGUGCACCACUUUUGUACAUUAGUUGGAUUUGGUGCAGAUGCAAUAUGCCCUUAUUUGGCGAUAGAGGCCAUUUGGAGACUGCAUGUUGACAGAAAAAUUCCGCCUAAAGCAAAUGGUGAGUUCCACUCAAAGGAAGAGCUGGUCAACAAGUAUUUCAAAGCAAGCAACGAUGGUAUGAUGAAGGUUCUUGCCAAGAUGGGGAUAUCUACUUUGGCCUCAUACAAGGGUGCUCAGAUAUUUGAGGCACUGGGCCUCUCAUCAGAAGUAAUGGAGAGGUGUUUUGCAGGAACUCCAAGCAGAGUUGAGGGGGCAACAUUUGAAGUGUUAGCCCUUGACGCGCUUCAGUUGCAUGACCUGGCCUUUCCUAAAAGGGUAUUCCCUCCUGGUAGUGCAGAGGCUGUAUCAUUGCCCAAUCCCGGGGAUUAUCACUGGAGGAAUGAUGGUGAGGCACACCUGAAUGACCCCUUUGCUAUAGCUAAGCUGCAAGAGGCUGCAAAAGUAAAUAAUGUGGAGGCCUAUAAAGAAUACUCUAAGCGCAUACAAGAGCUAAACAAAACUUGUAAUUUGCGGGGCCUAUUAAAAUUUAAAGAAGCAGAGGUGAAGGUUCUUUUAGAUGAAGUGGAACCAGCCAGUGAGAUUGUGAAACGGUUUUGUUCUGGAGCUAUGAGUUAUGGAUCGAUAUCAUUGGAGGCACACACCACCCUUGCGAUGGCUAUGAAUAAGAUUGGAGGGAAGUCAAAUACGGGUGAGGGAGGUGAGAUCCCCUCUCGUAUGGAGCCUCUUCCAGAUGGUUCAAUAAACCCGAAAAAGAGUGCAAUCAUGCAGAUUGCCAGUGGAAGAUUUGGCGUUACAAGUUAUUACCUCGCGAAUGCUGUUGAGAUACAAAUAAAAAUGGCUCAGGGGGCUAAGCCUGGUGAAGGUGGUGAACUUCCCGGCUACAAAGUUGUUGGACCUAUUGCUCUCACUAGGAAUUCAACUGAUGGCGUGGGACUCAUCAGCCCACCUCCCCAUCAUGAUAUUUAUUCAAUUGAAGACCUCGCUCAAUUGAUUUACGAUCUUAAGAAUGCCAAUCCAAGGGCUCGAAUCAGCGUGAAGUUGGUAUCUGAAGCUGGUGUGGGAGUAAUUGCAAGUGGAGUUGUGAAGGGGCAUGCCGAUCAUGUCUUGAUCUCAGGUCACGAUGGAGGCACAGGUGCUGCCCGAUGGACUGGGAUAAAAAAUGCUGGUCUCCCAUGGGAACUUGGUCUUGCCGAAACCCACCAAACCCUAGUUGCUAAUGACCUACGUGGCCGAACAGUACUCCAGGUAGAUGGCCAACUUAAAACUGGAAGGGAUGUGGCCAUUGCUGCACUUCUUGGUUCAGAGGAGUUUGGUUUCAGUACAGCUCCCCUCAUUACCCUUGGUUGUAUCAUGAUGCGGAAGUGCCAUAAAAACACUUGUCCCGUUGGAAUUGCUACCCAAGAUCCAGUACUGAGAGAGAAGUUUGCCGGAGAACCCGAGCACGUGAUUAACUUUUUCUUCAUGCUAGCAAAUGAGGUGAGAGAAAUCAUGUCUCAGCUUGGGUUUCGAACCAUCAACGAAAUGGUUGGUCGUUCGGAUAUGCUUGAAAUGGACAAGGAAGUGGCAAAGGGAAAUGAGAAGCUAAAGAAUAUCGAUCUCUCACUAUUACUUAGACCUGCUGCUGACAUCCGCCCAGGAGCCGCCCAGUAUUGUGUACAGAAACAAGAUCAUGGUUUGGACAUGGCUUUGGACAACAAGCUCAUAUAUCUAUCCAAAGCUGCUUUGGAAAAAGGUUUACCCGUGUACAUUGAAACACCAAUUUGCAACGUGAAUCGGGCAGUUGGAACAAUGCUUAGCUAUGAGGUGACAAAGCGCUAUCAUCUGAAGGGGCUUCCUGCUGAUAGGAUCCAUAUCAAACUAUAUGGGAGUGCGGGCCAGAGCCUUGGAGCUUUUCUCUGCCCUGGUAUUACUUUAGAGCUUGAGGGUGAUAGCAAUGACUAUGUUGGUAAAGGUCUAUCAGGUGGCAAGAUUAUUGUUUAUCCUCCAAAAGGAAGCAAAUUUGAUCCCAAGGAAAACAUUGUGAUUGGUAAUGUUGCUCUUUAUGGCGCAACAAGCGGGCAGGCGUAUUUUAACGGAAUGGCGGCAGAAAGAUUUUGUGUACGUAAUUCUGGGGUUAGAGCAGUUGUAGAAGGUGUUGGUGAUCACGGUUGUGAGUACAUGACUGGUGGGACCGUUGUUGUGCUUGGGAAAACAGGGAGGAACUUUGCUGCAGGCAUGAGCGGUGGUGUUGCCUAUGUUCUUGAUACGGAUGCCAAGUUCCCAUUGCAAUGCAACCUUGAGCUGGUAGAUCUUGAUAAAGUUGAGGAAGGUGAGGAUAUUAUGACACUAAGAAUGAUGAUACAGCAGCAUCAACGUCACACAAAAAGCCAACUAGCCAGAGAAGUGCUUGCUGAUUUUGACAAUCUCUUACCUAAAUUUAUCAAGGUAUUCCCUAGAUAUUAUAAGCGGGUUCUUGCAAGCAUGAAGGAAAAGGUAAUUGCCAAAGAGGUUGAUGUCGCGAAUGCUAAACAAGCUAACGAACAAGAAGAGGCAGAAUUGAAGGAGAAAGAUGCGCUUAAGAAGUUGGCAGCAAAACUUAAUGAGAAAGAUGCUUUUGGAGAGCAUAAGAAGCUGGGAGCUUUGUCAUCUAAUGGGACAGGCAGUCAGAAAGUUGAAGAGGUUGAACCAGUGAAAAGGCCAACUUCCUGAAGCUCCACAGAAAUAGCAGGGAAGUAGGGAUGAGGAGAAACAAAGAAGAAAAAAACAAGAAAUCACUUAUCACCUUGUCACGCUUUGCUUCCAUCUCCUUAUACGUCAAAGACUGUUUCUUUUCAACAUUCUCUUUCGUUCGCACAAGUGUCUGCACAAGGUCACAGAAUACAUCAUCAAAUUGCAAUCACCAAAAAGUUUACCCUCUUUAAUAUACUUGCAACUUGCAAGGAUGUCUUAGAACACAUUGAUAUUUGAUUGUAAGCUAAAACAUAAAGAGAAGGUGACCCAACUUGACGAGUACUUUUGUUUCUAACUUGUUUAGUUGUGCUUUCCUUGCAUGUUGCAACACAUGGUGAAUUCAUAAUUAAUCAAAGCCUACCUCAUGCAACA